AUGGCGUCUGCAGCAUUAGGAUGGCAUGCGAAUUUAGCCAAGUGGAUUUUUCAGACACACCCAGAAACUACAGUGAAUGUUAAAUCUCAGAACCCAGAGCUCAGGACAUAUUAUAUGAACGUUAUCUUCGGCGUCAUGAGGACAAUUGACCACAAUAAAUCGCGUGAUGUUUCUGUUUAUGAAUUAAGCAACGCUUACAAGGGUUUGUCUGAUUUGACACAAGCUGAUUUUAAGGUGGAAUGGUUGAGGCCAAAGCUUGAGACGGUUUCCUUGAAGAUGAAGAAUCGUAAUGCUUACGAAGCUUGGAAAGCUGAGUUGAAAAAGGAGAAGGCCAAGUUAAAGAAGCAUAGUUCCUUAAGGGUUCUUUUGGGAAGAUUCUUCUGCUUAAAGACAUAA
Microthlaspi erraticum is the source of this 396-nucleotide messenger RNA. Lineage: Eukaryota; Viridiplantae; Streptophyta; Magnoliopsida; Brassicales; Brassicaceae. The record is from the annotation of a GenBank genome assembly.